Octopus sinensis (East Asian common octopus) is the source of this 2530-nucleotide messenger RNA. Its product is annotated as E3 ubiquitin-protein ligase DCST1-like. The coding region runs from base 458 to 2506 and encodes 682 amino acids. The transcript has a single exon. Gene Ontology annotation, cellular component: membrane. NCBI's taxonomy places the organism in Eukaryota, Metazoa, Mollusca, Cephalopoda, Octopoda, Octopodidae. The record is from RefSeq and is a predicted model, not a curated record.
AAUCGGAAGACGCCAUCUUGUGUACCUACCUUGGGUUUCUAUAACAAAUGUUUAAACCCUCACAGGUAUGUCCGUUAGAGUGCUUUACUGUUCCAACGCCUUAGCAUCACCAUCAUCCGUAAUAAUGCCGUGAGUAUAUUGGCUUGCUUCAAUAAGUUCUGAUAACCCUUAUGGUAUGCGAUCGAUUGAUGCACUUGAGUGUUGAAUUGAUGUUUGGUUUUCUGUUUUCUAUUUUUUUUCUUCUUCUUUUUUCGCACAUGAUUAUAAAAAAAGAAUGUUAAAACAAUUUGUCGAUUUGAACAUGAGCGUUUCAAACGCCACCACUUUACUACGCUUGGAAGAAAGAGAUAAAAGAUUGAGAGGGAUGGAUAGAGAGGGAGACAGACAGAUGGAAAGAAAGAGAGGGUGAAACUGAUGAGAGAAAAUUUCAAACAAAAUAUAUUCAAAACUUGAAGUAAUGGGGCAGUCUGUUACAAAGCUGAAAUAUUCUAUCAUCAAAGUUCUCAAAUCAGAUCCAUCAGAAUAUCGAUGGCUUAAAGCCAUUGUAGGAUUUCCAAUCGGACUUUUUAUCAGUUUGGCAUUUUACGUAGUUAUUCUUAGCCAAUCAAGUUUACCCGUAUUGAUCCAGCAAUACCUAGGAGCAAUAUUUUGCAUAUUAUAUUCCUUUGGCUAUGCAUUUUCAGCACAAGUGCGAUGUAUGGCGUGGCUGGUUGUUCCCAAUUUAUUCGGAAGAGGGGGCCGUUCUUUUAUCCAUACAAUCGCUGUAAUGUAUUUAGUACAGGGGCCAAUCAAUAGUAUUGUGCUCAACGGUAAAAUAGUUGUUUCGUCUUUUAGAUGUGCAUCGGAACUGAUAAGGAACCAUUCUGUUUCAAGGUUCGAGUUCAGCCGAAAACCGUUGGAGACUGCUCUUUUUGAACUAAAAAAAUCAGAUAGCAAGCUGACAAAACUUUCUAACAAAAUGAAACAAUCGUUUAGUAAAAUAGAGGAUGAAAUAGAAAGCCAAACUGAAGUUAGAUCUUUGAAAGAAGAGACUGAAGCUAUCGAUAAAAACCAGCGAAAUGAGCCCCGCGUUGAUAUGAUAGAAAAUAAACGAAAAAUAGAAGCAGACGACACGGAUGCGGACACGAUCGAAAAGCGCUAUGCCAAAAAGAGUGAUUAUCGCUGUCAAAGUAUCUUCAACAGUGGCAUCAAUAACUGCAAACAAGCAAUCGACAACAUAUAUAACAAAUGUAUAGAUAAAGUUAAAGUUAUUGGCCCGAUUGUUUGUCAAAUCGUCGCUUUCAAUUUCGUCUGCAAUGUAUUUAAGCUUGUUCCAAAUCUUAUUGGAUACACUUGCGAUUCGAUGCCUGUCUUAGGAACAGGAUUUGGGGAAGUCUACGUACAGGAAAAAGCUAUGUUAGAUAGUUUUGGUUCAAACGACCAAUUGAAUUUCCAAUACAAAGUUAUCGAUCCGGAAAGACGAGUGAACAUAACUACACUCAAAGAACUCCAGAAAAGCAUCAUGCACACCUUCAAGAAACGACAAGUUUGGAUAAAUUUUUUCCAAGAUAUGUUGAUGAAUAUCUUAGGAUUCACUUUUCUUCUAAUACUCGUCCAUUCCUACAGCUAUACAAAGAACUAUCUUGUGGAUUUAAACUUCGAUAAUAUCUACAUAACUGCUUACUUCCGGAGAAUUGACAUACGUAGAGCUAUGGCUGGUAAAAUGACAUUGCUUCCUUUGCGGAAAUUUGAAGAGAAUACUCUCGUUACUCCUUUAAGCUGCAGAAUAUUAAAAGGAGAAAGAAAGAAAAUCAUCAGCGGUACAUUGAUGCUGAUUGUUCGUUAUGUGGUGAUUCUUAAUAUUGUAAUGUUUGAUUGGAUCAUUUAUACCGUUCUUAAUAUCAUCAAAAACCAAAGUCGAAUUGAUUAUCACCAAAAGGGUUUCCAGAAAAUCGAAGUUGCUAUUCUCGGAAGUGGUUUUAUGAGCGACAUAGUAAGGACAAUGCUGAAUAGUUUCACACAAAAACACACGAUUGACGAAAUUACCACCAAUUUCCUUUGUCUACCUAAACCAGUUAAGACUGAUAAACGUAUUAUAUACCAAACUCUGGCUUUUUAUAUUGCCGUCUGGUUUCUCAUGUUAUCAGAGUCGUUUGCUCUACGAUUACGCCGUCUGAUUGCUGCAUUUUUCUUUCGUCGUCGAGAGAAAUCCAGAAUCCUUUACCUUUAUAAUAGCACACUAAAAAAACGGCGGGGUUACAUCAAUUAUAUGAAGGAAUAUGUUAGUAGUUUAGCCAAACAAAAAAGACUUGCAGAAAAACACGGGUUGAUAAAUGCACUAAUUCGUACUUUUCCACGACUAGACUCCUGUCUGAAAAGACUGCCUGGAAUGAAACCAGUUUGUUUAAUAUGUGCUGACAAAUUGAAAAAUGGUGCUGGUCAACUGUGCAGCAACAUGAACUGUAUGUCGCGAUAUUGUUCGGUUUGUUGGUGUGAUAUGGAAUAUCGUUGUUAUGCAUGUCCGUAAGCAUGUCGAAUAUUUAUAGUUAAA